AUGGCGGGCGGCGGGGCACUGAGGGCGCUGCCCGCGCUGCUGCUGCUGCUGCUGGCGGCGGGCGCGCUGGGCAAGCCCACGGCGCGGCAGGAGCGGGCCCGGGCCGGAGCCGCUCAGCAUGAGGACCGGCCCGGCUUCCAGUACGACCACGAGGCCUUCCUGGGCAAGGAGGAGGCGCGGAGCUUCGACCAGCUCAGCCCGGAGGAGAGCCGGGAGCGCCUGGGGAAGAUUGUGGAUAGAAUAGAUGAUGACAAAGAUGGCUAUAUCACAACAGAGGAAUUAAAAACCUGGAUUAAACGAGUGCAGAAACGCUACAUCUAUGAAAAUGUGGCCAAAGUUUGGAAAGACUAUGAUCUAAACAAGGAUGAUAAAAUUGCCUGGGAAGAAUACAAACAAGCCACAUAUGGUUAUUAUCUAGAAAAUCCAGAAGAAUUCCAAGAUGCAACUGAUCAGCACAGUUUUAAGAAAAUGCUGCCCAGAGAUGAAAGACGAUUCAAAAGUGCAGAUCUGGAUGGAGACUUGGCUGCCACUCGUGAGGAGUUCACUGCUUUCCUGCACCCAGAGGAGUUUGAGCACAUGAAAAACAUUGUUGUCUUAGAAACAUUAGAAGACAUAGACAAAAAUGAGGAUGGUUUUGUGGAUCAAGAUGAGUACAUUGCUGAUAUGUUUGCAAAUGAAGAGGGUGGACCAGAGCCCGACUGGGUGAUUACAGAGCGCGAGCAGUUUUCAGAUUUUCGUGAUCUCAACAAGGAUGGAAAGAUGGACAAAGAUGAGAUCCAGCACUGGAUCCUCCCCCAGGACUAUGACCAUGCACUAGCUGAAGCCAGGCACUUAGUCUAUGAAUCUGAUGUAGACAAGGAUCAAAAACUAACAAAAGAGGAAGUUCUAGACAACUGGAACAUGUUUGUUGGAAGUCAAGCUACUAAUUAUGGGGAGGACCUCACGAGGAACCAUGAUGAGCUAUGAUACAGUGUGUCACACAUCUUUUCUCCACCUUACUGAAAUCUCCGUGACCAUCCCCUCCUGGAGGGAAGAUGGGCAAGGGACACUCACAACUGAAUGACUUGCAUUAAUAUUAUUUUUAACAUGCCAGCUUAUUACCUCAGAAACCACAUAGAAAUAGCUUUUCUACUCCUUUCACAUGGUGAAUACAAUCUUUAGUUACUAGAGUUUUAUUUUUGAAAAAAUUAAGAAGGUAACUUUUCUGAAUAGGUUAGAGCCUGGCAUGGAAAAGGCACUUCUAAAAACAUUGCAAAGAUCUUUAAUAGCCAAGUAUUUUCU
Molecule: messenger RNA, 1281 nt
Organism: Agelaius phoeniceus (red-winged blackbird)
Lineage: Eukaryota; Metazoa; Chordata; Aves; Passeriformes; Icteridae
Gene: RCN1
Product: reticulocalbin 1
Cellular component (GO): endoplasmic reticulum
Molecular function (GO): calcium ion binding
Source: RefSeq, a predicted model, not a curated record